UGGCUGUAGGGCAGCAGUUUGCAUAGCUCCAUCGCACAACUAGUGUAUAGACGAUUGUGACUGCAGACAAUGGACGACGCAACUGCAUAAUAUAAAAAAAAAAAGGCACUUGGCACGCUACAUCGUCUGCGUGAUGUGUACGCCAUCAAUGUGCGACAUAAGCAGAGCCAAUACGUAAGGGAGGGCGGCGUGGAAGCGGCGCUCCUGAGUGGUUCGGAGAAAGUGCAGAGGACCCUGAGUUACCGUCGGCAGCGUGUGAAAAUGGCGAACAUUCGGAGUGUCAAGGGUAUGGUGGGGCUAGUCACAGGAGGGGCCUCUGGACUGGGGAGGGCCACGGUGGAACGGUUGGUGAAUAUGGGGGGCAGCGCCGUGAUCCUGGACCUGCCGAGUUCGGACGGAGAGAGCGUGGCGCAGAGUUUGGGGGACCGAUGUGCCUUUGCUCCCGCGGACGUCACCUCGGAGUCAGAUGUGCUCUCUGCCGUGUCUCUUGCCCGUGAGAAGUUUGGCCGCCUGGACCUUGCAGUGAACUGUGCUGGAAUCGCUGUGGCUGCCAAGACCUACAACUUCAAGAAGCACCAGGCCCACAGCCUAGAGGAUUUCACCAGAGUCAUUACUGUGAACAUUGCGGGCACCUUCAAUGUGAUCCGGCUGUCCGUGGCAGCGAUGUGUGAGAAUGAGUGCGACGCUGACGGCCACCGGGGCUGCAUCAUCAACACGGCCAGCGUGGCAGCGUACGACGGACAGGUUGGUCAGGCGGCGUACUCCGCCUCUAAAGGAGGGAUCGUAGCGAUGACGCUCCCCAUCGCCCGCGACUUGGCGUCCAAUGGGAUCCGCGUGGUCACCAUAGCCCCCGGCCUGUUCUCCACGCCUCUCCUGUCUGGGCUUCCUGAGAAGGUGCGCACCUUCCUGGCUCGCCAGGUGCCCUUCCCCUCCCGCCUCGGGGACCCGGCCGAGUUCGCUCACCUUGUGACCUCGGUGGCCGAGAACCCCAUGAUCAACGGAGAGGUCAUCCGGCUGGACGGAGCCAUCCGCAUGCAGCCUUGAGAGAGAGACGGCGGGGAAGGACAGACAGAGAGAGAGAGGGAGGGGAAGGACAGACGGAGAGAGA
Molecule: messenger RNA, 1108 nt
Organism: Conger conger (European conger)
Lineage: Eukaryota; Metazoa; Chordata; Actinopteri; Anguilliformes; Congridae
Gene: hsd17b10
Product: hydroxysteroid (17-beta) dehydrogenase 10
Exons: 6
Coding region: 262-1044 (260 amino acids)
Biological process (GO): androgen metabolic process; fatty acid metabolic process; estrogen metabolic process
Cellular component (GO): mitochondrion
Molecular function (GO): estradiol 17-beta-dehydrogenase [NAD(P)+] activity
Source: RefSeq, a predicted model, not a curated record